ACAUACAGCAGUACUACUACGUUACAAGUACUCCAUCCCUAAAGAAAUAUAAAAGACUAAUCUCUUAUACGAAGGAAAUAGUUUAUUCAGGGACACUACUUCACAAGAACUUUACAAACAAAAUCCACGAUCAAGCGGCAACGACCAACGACGACUUAUUAUACAUUUUUGAUCGAUUUCAAUGCCAUAUCUAAUUAAGGAGUUGGGAUGCAGGAUGCAUAGAGCUAUCUCUCCAACCUUCCGCAUCCACGUACGCCAUGGCUCGCCGUCUCCUCCUGUCCGUGGCCGUCGUCGCGGUGACGCUUCUCGCGCCGCCCGGCGCGGCGGGAUACCCGUGGCCGCUUUGCGGCCAAGCCGGCGGCUUCCCGGCGGGCAGCGAUUACAAGGCGAGCCUCGGCCUCCUCGCCGCCACCAUGCCCAGAAACGCCUCCAUGUCGCCGGGCCUCUUCGCCACCGCGCAGGCCGGCGCCGCCCCGGAGAAGGCGUGGGCCCUCGCGCUCUGCCGCGGGGACGCCGGCGCCUCCUACUGCUUCAGCUGCCUCGACCAGGCCUUCCAGGACCUCAUCAGCUCGUGCGACUACAAGGACGCCACCAUCUACUUCGACUCCUGCGUGCUCACCUACUCCAACAUCCACUUCCGCGCCGCCGACGACACCAAGUACAGCCCGGUAUACCCGAUCCGCAACCUUGCCAACGCCACGGCGGAUCCGGCGGGGUUCCAGCGCCUCGUGGCGGCGCUCGUGAACGCCACCGCCAGCAGCGCCGCCUUCAGCUCCUCCACGCGCCUGUACGCGUCCGGGCAGGCCGACUUUGACAAGGAGCUGCCGCAGGUGUACAGCUGGGCGCAGUGCACGCCGGACAUGUCGCCGGACCGCUGCUGGGGGUGCCUCGUCCGGCUCAUGAGGGAGUUGCCGACGUUCUUCACGGACGGCAUCGGAGCCAGGGUUCUCGGGAUCAGGUGCAGCAUCAGGUACGAAACCCAGCCCUUCUUCAAUGGCACCGUCACCGUGCGGCUGUCGGCAACAUCAGCCAGAGCGCCGGCGCCGGCCCCGGCGCCUAAUGUCGCGGCAGUUGGAAAAGGAAGAAGGUACAGUGUUCCUAUCAUGGUUCCUAUAAUUCUGUUGCCCAUCCUAUCAGCCACCAGCCUCAUCGCCUGCUUCUUAUUACGGAGGAGGCUGGGGCCACUGACCGAAGAAAAGCAGCCAUAUCCCAGUUAUUCCGCUGAAGCUGAAGACGACAUUGAGAGUGCAAACUCGAUGAUGAUUGACAUUUUAACACUACAAGUUGCGACUGGCGAUUUUGCGGAGAGCAACAAGCUCGGGGAAGGAGGAUUCGGUGCGGUGUACAAGGGCACGCUCCCUGACGGCAAGCAAAUAGCAGUGAAGAGGAUGUCGAAGAGCUCAGCCCAAGGAGUGGACGAGCUGAAGAAUGAACUGGCUUUGGUUGCAAAGCUCAAGCACAAGAACCUUGUCUGGCUCAUUGGUGUUUGCCUGGAGCAACAGGAGAGGCUGCUAGUCUACGAGUUCGUUCCUAACCGAAGCCUCGACCUCAUUAUUUUCGAUAGUGCAAAGUGCGAGCAACUUGAUUGGGCGAAGAGGUACAAGAUCAUAGAUGGAAUCGCUCGGGGCCUACAGUACCUCCAUGAAGAUUCUCAGCUCAAAGUAGUUCACCGUGAUCUCAAAGCCAGCAACAUCCUACUCGAUAUGAACAACAUCCCUAAGAUAUCGGACUUUGGCCUCGCUAAGAUCUUCGGGCGAGACCAGACGCAAGGUGUCACCAGCCGUGUCGUUGGAACAUAUGGAUAUAUGGCGCCAGAGUACAUGAUGCGAGGGAACUACUCGGUGAAGUCGGACGCUUUCAGCUUCGGGGUUAUGGUCCUUGAGAUCGUGACUGGGAGGAGGAACAAUGGCGACAGCUCCGGGCAGUUUGAAGAUCUCCUUACCACGGUGUGGGAGCACUCGACGACCGGGACAGUGUUCGAGGUGGUAGACCCGUCCAUGAACGGUAGGUUCAUGGAGAAAGAUGUUCUCAAGUGCGUCCACAUAGGGCUCCUUUGCGUCCAGGAGAACCCAAUGGACCGGCCAACAAUGUCCACCGUGGUCACAAUGCUCGGCAGUGAGACAUUUACUCUCCAUGCGCCCUCCAAGCCGUCGUUCUGCUCGAGGAGGAACGACGCGUGUGCCGACUAGAUUAAUCCUCAUCAACCAUCUCAGUUUUAGUAUAGAGUAUAUGUAAAGGGAUCAACGUCAUUCAUUCCGUGCAUGGACCCAAUUCAUGAUGAUUUUAAAAACUACUCCCUCUGUUUUUA
Molecule: messenger RNA, 2308 nt
Organism: Triticum aestivum (bread wheat)
Lineage: Eukaryota; Viridiplantae; Streptophyta; Magnoliopsida; Poales; Poaceae
Product: cysteine-rich receptor-like protein kinase 6
Exons: 7
Coding region: 258-2189 (643 amino acids)
Biological process (GO): protein phosphorylation
Cellular component (GO): plasma membrane
Molecular function (GO): ATP binding; protein serine/threonine kinase activity
Source: RefSeq, a predicted model, not a curated record